AUGCCGAAAGCAGUGGAAUUGAAAGGCAUGUUCCGACCUGAUCCACUGCCAAACAACAUAUUUGGACGUGUCUCAGACUGCAGUAAGUGUGAUCUGGUGAAGCUCGGCUGUGCUCUUCGCGCCAUGCAGUGUCGCCCUUCAUGUUGGCUUCCAGCAGAGAUGGUGCGCUUCCACAUGCGAAUUCUGGUUGGGCUUAUCCUGUCCGUUUUCAUCGCAUGCGGCUUCCUUGCAGGUGACAAUGGUCCCGGAGACCUGAUUCUGGGCUUGUCCGUGGGAUUGCUUCUCGUUGUGAUCCAUGUUCCUGAAGCAGGUACGGUGCGCAACCUGCCCUUCUGCUGCCGUGUCAUCUUCUGCGUCAUCAUUGCCGCCUCGACCUUAUAUGCUGCCUUGUGGCCAUGGCAGGAGAUCCCUCCUUUUCUCCCUCCUGACAACCGCGCAGAGUGCGACAAGUGGAUGAUGCUUUUCGCUUUGCUGAUCGUGGCAGCUGUUUACAUCCUUUGCAUCCUCAAGAGUCACCCCCCAACCAUCUACACAAACGACGCCAAAUGGUGCAUGUUUUGUUGGCUACUGUCAACCAUUGCCUACCAAUUUGUAGGGGAUAGAGGUGUUUUCAGGCACUACCGUCGACCCGGCAACAUGAGCUUGGCACUCUCAGUGUUAGUGGCUGUGCAUGGCGUGGUUGUUGGAUGGAUGCUGAUCCUCUUCGAGACUCGCAUCAGACAGUUGGGUUUGGGCAAAUCAAUAUCCCGACUGUGGGUCUUUGUCAUGAGUGCUUCCUUUGUGUUAAGUCCUGUUUGCAUGGCCUUUCGCCCAAAGUUGCUAGCACUCAUCGGCUCGUUCCUUACACAAGCGAUUUUCCUCACGAUAUGGUUGACCUACAGUACCAUGGCCUGCCGGACCUGUUGCCAUGGCAUACAUGUGUUGAUGCUUGAAUGCCGGAGAGCAAGUGGGGUUGCCAAGCAACAGGCUCUUUGGGCUGCCCAAGUCCUAUGGAAGGAACUUUUUCUUGGCGCAACUUUAUUUACUGCAGUCUUUACCACGGCGUUCACGGUAGACUGUAUCAGGUAUUUUGCAAUACUGCAUCCCGAAGAGUAUGAGCAGGAGAAAGAGACCUACUGGACCUUUCUCAGCACUCUUCGUUGUUUCCUCGUCGUGGUGGCGACGAUCGACCUGGCACUUUUUUCGGGGAUUCUUUGGCAAGCGUCCCCACCGGAGGAUGCAGAGCUUGAAUCCUCACAAGGAGUUACAACAGCGUCCAUGCUAGACUUCCUGGAUGCUUCGGAGCAUGCAACGUACCGCACCAAAGUGCAAGAGCUGGCACAGCGAGGUUUCCGCUUGCAAUCACUGCUGAACUACUGGGAAGAGCUGCUCGAGGGUGAUGUGAUGCCCAGUUUUGAUCCUCGAUGGUCCCAGACCAACGAUGUGGUGCGACAGGCCAUCAUCCCGUCAUCUCGCGUGGAGGAGGGUGGCCGGGCGUUGGCAGAGAUUUGGGAAGUGCGGCCGGUACUUCCACAGAACAUGGUCACUCACCACUGGAGCAACAGCUUUGCGCAUUUGGUGGGAGCAAUGCUGGCAGAUGCGUUGGAGAGGACGACCUAUGAGGAGCUUACUGAGGAGCUUUGCAGCUUGAGUGGGGUCACCCGCAUCAGGAGGAGGCUACGAGAAGCGCACCGACUGGAGUCUACCUAUUGGGUUUGCGCCUUUUCGGUGAACCAACAUGCGAGCAUUUGUGGAGGGUAUGGGCCAGAGCCACGAAGAGGAACUGCAGAUUGGAAGGAGUGGGACAAGAAGAGGCAUGACUCUGUGAGUUUUCACCGGUUCAAGCUGUGUGAUUGCCACGAGCCUAAGCUGAUGAGCCAUCACGAGGCUGCGUGUGAGCUGAAUAAGUUCGAUGAUAUGAUCCGCUUCUUGUCCCAGAGAGUCACCACCUUCGAGCAUUUGCUUGUGGUCGACCAGCACUUCGACGUCUUGUACAGAGCCUGGUGUGUCGCGGAAAUCGUGGAAGGUAAUGCACUGGGCAUUCCAGCAAAGAUUAAGGUGUACUCGCAGAAUGCUGUGGAUUGCAACUAUGACCGUCUAUCUUUGCUGGACGUUCGGCAGUGCUCCGCCAGUUCGCAGGAAGACAAAGACUUCAUCUUGCAGAAGAUCGGGAACAUACAGGCUUUUAAUUUGAAGUUGCAACAGCUGGUCUUCAGUUCUGAAGGCCUUUUCUCUGACUGGGUGGAUGGCAAGGAGCGCUCACGCCUGGUGGGCCGCAUUUGGCGCCGUUCGGCCUGCCACAGUCGCUUCCUCCGCGGUCACAGCUGCUCCUCCUCAGAGGAGGACCUCCCCUCUGACAGCUCGGGCGUUUCGACGUCGGAGGCGUCGGAGAGCUCCGAGCUGUCGGAGAGUGGCCAGUGA
Messenger RNA from Durusdinium trenchii, 2400 nucleotides. The record is from the annotation of a GenBank genome assembly. NCBI's taxonomy places the organism in Eukaryota, Dinophyceae, Suessiales, Symbiodiniaceae.